AUGGCGCCAAUGGAGCUCUGCAUAUAUAAUGUCUUGAACACUGUACCAGUUAUUGGAGGGAUACAUGAGGUGGACAAAGGUGGCCUCCCUGAGUGGAUCAACUACAACUCCUCUUCCCAUUCACUGAUUGGUGUUCCCAGGUCACAUGACACAGGGGACACAUACAUAGAGGUGACGCGAAAGUGUGAAGAUGCUACAGAUCCCUGCCAGAUUAUAUCCGAUGUGUUCCGAAUAACUGUAAAACAUGCUGGUCUUGGAGCAACAGGAUCACCCGUGCCAUUACCAAGGCAAUCCAAUUCUGAUGUCAACAAUGCUGCCAUAUUGGAUGCAAGUUCCCCAUCAUUGUCUUCAUUAGAUGAGCGUGGAUGUGGAGAUGAGGUUGUACUGGCUAGUCUAGUCCUGUGUGUGGCGAUUGAUGCACUUGAUCUGCAGCAGAAGGUUACAAUGUUGUCCAACAUGGCUGACUUCCUGUCUCAGCCUGUGUGGAAGAUGGCAGUGAUGCCCUCUAGUGGUCAUAAACUGCGAGCAGUUGAACGAGGAUUCCAGAUCCUCUCGGCUGGACCGGGACCUGGUGGAGACUGUGAUCUGGAGAAGAACGUAGAACUGUCAUGGAGGUUAACCUGCCCAACCGUGAGACAUAUGGGAGACUUUGUGAAGGUUCUAGAGCACAACCUCAAUGUAGGGCGUAUUGAGAAUGAAGUGGGUCAACCAGUAGUGGGAUGGUACGUGGCAUCAUCGGACUCGCUUCAGACCAGCAAGAAGCGGAUACGGAGACAGCUGCCAUACCGAACACCCGUCCCCACCCCAGUACUUCAGCCGGUCACACCAACAGUGGUAUACCAAACUGUUCGAGUUAGUGAGGAGGCUUUACCCAGUCAGACAGGUUCUGGUGAAGAAUCCCUGUAUGUCUCUCAAGUUAUGACAAGACAUCCAGUGGUUGUUGAAGAGUCUCCUUCAUUUAUGUUUCCCAGUUCUAGUCUAGAAGCUAUUCCAAGCUCUCGCCAAGUGGUGCUUGAUGAAAUCACACCCUCAUCAUCAUUCUCAACAUCUUCAAAAAUGAUGCCGAUGUCUUCUGAAUAUGUUCAAAUGGAAAAGGAAUCAAUGGAAAUCAGUGGUGAAUCGGACUCGUUAGAAUCUAGUCAGGCUAGGGUUGUGCCAUCUUCUCGGCCAGUAUUGAUACCUCAAGUCACAAGACUUCUGCCAGAUUCUCUUGAUUCUUCAUUUUCUGGUUCAGGAUCUUCUUAUGUGGAUGCCUGGCCAUCUGUAGUAGAUACAGGCCCUAUCACAAGGACAUAUGACCUACCAGACUUCUCAUCUGGCAUUGUAUUAUCUGUAGAAACAAUACCUUCAAGAAGUGUUGAAGUUCAAGCAACUCCAUCUGAGGACAUGUUCUAUACCUCAUCAGUCCUUCCUGUGGCACUGCCGAUCCCGAUAGUGCCAACCACCACAGACGUAUCAGAGGAAGUGCAUGUUUGGGAAACAUCUGAUGUUGUUCAUCCUAAACUGAGUGAAUAUGAGCCAUCUGUUACUGAGGUCAGACAGGAGCUGACAUCUCCAGAGGCACUACCGAUACCUCCAGUUGAAUCAACAAUAUCAGAACCAGUGGGUGUCGGGGAUACACCAGAUGUUGUGCGACCAAAGAAGAGUGACUAUGACUACAACUACUCGUUUACACAGGUGUCACAGAGGAUGACAACUCUCUACACAUCUGAUUUGGAGAUGCUGAUGCCCUACACUUCUUCCUCAGUGGUGUAUUCCUCCUCAUCCACCUCUUCCUCCUCCUCAACCAUGUCUUCUUCAAGUCCAUACAUCCUUUCAUCAUCCAGUCAGAACAUUUAUGCAUCUUCAUCAGAGUUUAGUGGCGACACGUCCAUGUUCAUCAUCUCAGAACAACUGAUCCCUGUGUCGUCCCGUGUCAUCCAAUCAUCCAAGGAGUCAAUGGAAACAUACUUAACACAACUCUUUGUCCCGGCAACCAGAGAGAUGUUAGCUUCAGUAGCAUCAGGGGAGGAGUUGACUGUCAGUUCCGUUGUUCCCUUGAUGUCGUCUGCAGUGUAUAUUCCAAUGGGAUCGGGGUCAGGGUCUGGAUCAGGGUCCGGUUCUGGGGACAGCAUCCCUAAAGAGUCCAUCCCGUCAAGUGGGUAUGCUUCAACAACAGUUGCAGGAUCAGCUGAGGUCUCUGAGAUGUCGGGAUCGGGGGUGAUGGGAUCAGGAGACAAUGUCACACGUGCAGUGGAUCGUUCCACUACAGACAUGACAGAAAUCAACCAUGCUCCAUCUGUGGUGAUCCCUCUGUCUGAUCCGCUAAGAGUACCUUUGGGUAUCUUCUGGGAGUUCCCCAUCCCCAACGAUGUCUUCUUUGAUGAGGAGGAUGGAGACGUGACUAACCUUGAGCUGUCCUUGACCUUCAUGGAUAGGCAGAGAUUUCCCCCCGAUUACUGGCUGCAGGUUGACAAGAACAGACGUGUGCUCACAGGACUUCUGCUGGUUAGUGAUCUUGAUGCCACAAACAAUAAAAUUCUUCUUGUGGCGACUGACUCGGGAGGACUCUCUGCAGAUACAGUCAUCCAGCUAGACUUGGAAACACCAGCAGCUGUACAACAGACACAUAAAUAUGACAUUGCCUUUUCAGUUGAUUACGAUGAGUUCAUGAGAGAGAAAGAAUCAAAUCUGAAACGUCUUUUGGGUCGGAUCAGCUCCUUCUUCGAUGAUGAAGACUCCAGCAACAUCAGAGUGUUGGAUCUACGCAGAGGGUCGCUGGUUCUCUCGUGGAACAACGUGACGCUGAAUGGGUUAGAGUGCAACAACAACACCAUCAGGAGAAUGUUUACCAGGAUCAUGAGGAGGGGAGAAACGAUUCGUUCAACAUUCAUCAAGCACAUGCAGCCAGAGUUUAACCCCCUGUUUGUGGAGUAUGAGUUGGUAGGAGCAUGUGCUUACCCUCCUGUUGUCCCAGUUGUAGAGACAUUCCAGACAGCAAAACCAUAUCAACCUGCAUAUGUGGAUCCCAGGGGACCAGAACUCUUCCCAUCAUCAACGUCAAUUGUCGGAGUGGUUCCUAGUGCUACUGAUCAUUUAUACCAUUCCGGUCAAGGCAGUGGACUCAUGACUGAAGGAAUGAAUGUGUUUUCAAGCAGAAUGGAUGUUUCCUCAGUGUUCGGGAGUGGCGGUCUGUGGACAGUAGCAGUAGUUCCUCCAGGAUCAUCUGAGAGUGCGAAAUACUUUGCUACCAUCUCUCCUCAUCUUGUUUCAACAAUGGCUUCUUCGUCAGCUUUGAUCCUUCCUCCAGAUUUCCGUCCAGACUUUGUCACUGAUCCUAGUGACACCAGAACAGAGUCCUCAACUGAUGACAAGUCAUUUACUUCUCCCACGACAUCGUUCACAACAAGACGUAGACAGAAGAUGACAACAGAGGAGAUGACAUCAUCUGUCGAGCAGAAGACAUUACCUUGGGUAUCAGUAGAGCCCUGGACGCUCCCUGCUGUAACCACUGAAGCUGUCGACCAUUUUCCUUAUUUGGAGAACCCUGUGGACUACAUUCCCGCCCACCUUGGCAAAUAUUUGGAGUUCCCAAUUCCAAGAGGUGUGUUCUACGAUCGUGAAGAUGGUGACACUCGAGCACUCCAGUUGUCCUUGACCUUGCUCAAUGGGCAGACGUUACCCAAAGACUUCUGGUUGCAGCUGAAUGCCAGGAAGCAGAUUAUCUCUGGUCUCCCACUUCUCGUUGACCUUGACAUUAGCUAUCAUCUGAUUACACUGGUUGCAACAGAUUCUCAUGGACAAUCGGUUAAAGACGCCAUCAAGCUGUACGUUAACUCAUCCUCCUUCGUCAGAUUCACCCACAAGUUCAUCAUGACGUUCAAGAUGGACUUUGCAGCAUUCAUGAACGACAGAACCAACCUGAACAACCUCCUGAAACGCAUCAGUUCCUACUUUGGUGACUCUUCCCCUGACAACAUGGUUGUGAUGGACGUCAGCAUGGGUUCCUUAGUCCUGACCUGGAGUAACACGACUCUAAACGGCGACAUCUGCAACAACAAGACCAUCAACAAGCUGUACAGACGGAUGGUCAGGAAGGGUAACAAUAUUCGACCAAGCUUUAACCGUCACCUGAGUCCAGACUAUCAACUUCUUGACAUCACCUACGAGCUGCAGGGAGCGUGUGUUUACAAGCCCACAACGUUUAUCUCCCCUACCACUGAGGCCAGCACCACUGGUACAGGGCUUAGUAUCUGGGCUCAAGUCGUUCUGCCAGUGAUGAUUGCCCUUCUGCUUCUGUUGUUAAUCCUUCUGAUCAUCCUUCUGGUGAAUAGGAGAAGGAAACGACAAUCUGCUUUGCAGAAUUCAGAAAAACCUGUGUUUACAAAUGACCGAAAUCCCAUAAUUUUCCCCGAGGAAAUGGAAGGUGAUGAUAUGGGGCUGAAACCAAAAAAGCCAAUAGUUUUACCCAAUGACAGAAACCAGUCAGCAUCCCCUUCGCCAAGGACAACGUAUUACUUCGAGGAUGAGCCUCAGUCUGAUCACGGUAGUAACUAUGGGACAGGAAGUCGGACAGGGUCAGGUCGUCGACAUCCCAAGUCACCUCCACCAUAUUACCAGCCUCAUUCUGAUCCGCCUCCGUACCGACUUCCUCCGCCCUACCUCAAUAACUCAUCAGAUGUUUGAUGGGAAUGAAUGUUGCCAUGGUGAUUUGAUGUUUGUUGAAUGAAUACUUACACAGACAGAUGUGUAGUCAAGAUGUUUCUGGAGUUCAUGAUUGGACAUAGCCUUUAUGUUACCAUGGUUACUGUUGUCUAUUGUGUGUUGUUUGUUAAGGAAUAUGUUGAGUUUCUCUGACAGAGGUUUGUCGUCAGUGUCCGCUAUCUUGACUGGACCGAACUGAAUCUCCAGCCAUUACAGACGCAUACAGUCAAGGAGACUUGAUACGAAGAGUGUGUCAUUUUUUAGAUUCCUGUUGGAUACAUUUUUCAAGAAACCGAAGAUUCUGUCUGGUCUUUGCGAUUCUUCGAUCACUGCAUAUCUAGUCACUGAUUAAAUUAUCGGAGAUUGAUGUGGAGUAUACAAAAUGACUAUUUGUGCCUUCAACAUCUGAUCAGCUGGGAGACCAGUGCUAUUGUACUCUAUAGUAUUUCGAUGACAUUUUUGUCUUCAGUUCAUGAGAGUAUUCUUGAUUUCAUCAGUAUUGUUACAUUCGUACAGUGAAUGAGUUCUAUAUCAGAUCAGUCCAUCCAAUGUACAAUGUACAUGUACAUUGAAGCUGUUAUUGUUAUGGUGAUAUUUGUUAUGUAUACUACUCAAAAGAAGUUAGGGAAUACCUGAUUCUUUAUUUCUGCAGUUCAGCUGUUAUGAGAUAUGUUAGAGAACACAGAAUUCUUUCUUAUUUUCUCUCAUACCCGACAAAUUAAAUAUAAUAGUACGAAAGAAUUGUGUGUUAAUGUCUUGAGUAGUAUAUAUGUGGCCAAGCUGACAGUCCAAUAUAUACGCAGACUUCAAAAUUCAUUCUUGUUUAGCUAGCCUUAGACUACCAAAUUAUACUGAGGACAUAUAAAGAUCCAAUUUAAUUUCAAAGCAUGUGGAUAGUUUAAACUGGUGUAUUAUCAUCUAAAGGUAUUGUGAAUAGUAUUGUUCCGUCCAUGGAGUAUUCAUGUGUUUAACAGGGCUACAGAUAAGGGCCGUAUCGGCGUAUGUACGGAUAAAAAAUAUGCACGAUACGGUAG
This is a messenger RNA of Haliotis rubra (blacklip abalone), 5717 nucleotides long. RefSeq lists its product as uncharacterized. The record is from RefSeq and is a predicted model, not a curated record. Gene Ontology annotation, molecular function: calcium ion binding; laminin binding. Gene Ontology annotation, cellular component: dystrophin-associated glycoprotein complex; dystroglycan complex; sarcolemma. The transcript has 4 exons. Gene Ontology annotation, biological process: nerve development; morphogenesis of an epithelium; muscle attachment. Lineage: Eukaryota; Metazoa; Mollusca; Gastropoda; Lepetellida; Haliotidae. Bases 1 to 4665 code for a protein of 1554 amino acids.